Molecule: messenger RNA, 810 nt
Organism: Mya arenaria
Lineage: Eukaryota; Metazoa; Mollusca; Bivalvia; Myida; Myidae
Product: salivary glue protein Sgs-3-like
Exons: 3
Source: RefSeq, a predicted model, not a curated record
GAACAUACUUCGCAGCGAAAUAAGUGUAUAUAUUCGGUGGUUAAUUGCAUUUGUGCUAGUUUAUAAAAAUCGUCCCUUUUUCUUGGUUACAAAUUAUUUUGACUUUAGAACUACUGGAUUGUGAAAAUGCGUUUCUUAAUAUUGAUUUCAUGCGCAAUAUGUGUGCGCGUUGUAACAUGUGCGCCUACACAACCGCCGGGCGUCAAUAACAGCAUGCAUCAUGAUUUGUCAUCAAAGAUUGGCUCCAUCAAUUCAGAAUUGGAUCUUCUAAGACACGAACAAUUACAAACUAAGCAAGAUCUUAAUCAGGCGAAAACAGAGACUCGAAGAAUACAAGAGAAUCUGAAUACUGCACUGGGUUAUCUCAAUAUGGUCAAGGACAGAAUCUCGCCAUCCUCCUUCUGGAAAGCGCCUUCAUUCGAUGUCGGAUUAUUAUACAAAGUUGUCGAGGUCAAGGAGACAUUUUUGGUAAAAAUUGAUUCGUCACCGCUUUCAUAUCAAGCCCCAACGCAACCGUCAACAACUCAGGAACCUACAACGCAGGCUUCAACAACUCAGGAACCUACAACGCAACUGUCAACAACUCAGGAACCGACAACGCAACCGCCAACAACCCAGGAACCUACAACGCAAUGGCCAACAACCCAGGAACCUACAACGCAAUGGCCAACAACCCAGGAACCGACAACGCAACCGCCAACAACCCAGGGACCAACAACGCAAUGGCCAACAACCCAGGGACCUACAACGCAAUGGCCAACAACCCAGGGACCAACAACGCAAUGGCCAACAACCCAGGGACCAACAACG